CAUUCAUUCCCGGAAGAUGCACAUUACCAGUUGUUUCUCUCUGUGUCAAUUCUUAUCAGUCCGUGGAGUACAGGCGAGCAAAGCAAACGGCACUUUCGUCCGCAAAAUUACGCGUUUGAGCCUACCAGUUUUCAAAUGAACACCUGCGAGUGAGUAACGUUUUAUAAAACGCAUUUAUUGUCCAGCCUGUUUGAUGUUAAUCUCUCGUUAAUGACAUAAAAUUUCUCCUUUUUGUUUCGUACUUUUAAAGAAGCGGGAUAUGAUGUAAAAUAAAAAGUAACUUAAUUUCAACGCCGAACCUGUCCUGCCCCCUCGGUGCUGACAGGCGAACUUGCAGGGCUUUUGCCAAACUUUGUUGUCGGGCCAAUUAUUUCCCAGGAAAAUGUGACUGCUAGGAAUUCCCCACGCAUCAGCAGCCUCUGUCGGAGAAAACCGCGACCUUGUGUCAGGAAAGCACACGAAAGCAGCAACGGGAGGGUAAAAUCUGACGGCUGCCAGAGCGAUGAUGUAGCUUUAGCACCGUUACAGCCUGCCGACUCGCACUAAAAGGAGUCAUUAUGUAUUUGGACGUUUUAUGAUGUGAAGUACCUGUAGAAAGCCCCGGAUUGUGCUUCAGUGAUGACAUCUUCUUCCAAGGUGUAGAUGCGCCAGGCGCAGCGGGGUCUGGCCUCUGUGUCGGAGAGAGACGAGGCUCUCCAGUGAAACCUCGACUCUCUCUCACAUUCAGCUCGAGCCGCGCAGCAUCAGAAAACAGGAAGACACAGAGGCUAUUUACUGAGGUGAAGCAGCAGCAGCAGAAAGAGGAGGAGCAGGAGGAGGAGCCAUCAUCACAGUGGGGACAUUUCAGCCUGGUCCCCGCCCUCUGAACUCCUCUGCCAUGACGACUGCAGUACAGCCCAGCGAACUGGUGUUUGAAUUUUCCAACGGGAUAGAUGAGAUGAAUCAGUUGGACGACCCGUCAGUAUUCCCAGCCGUGAUCGUCGAGCAGGUGCCCACCACCGACCUGCUGCAGGUCUACUCGGGCCUCGAGUCGGACGAGGUGACUAACGGCAUCAUGGUGGACACGAGUCUCAGCGUGGUGGAGGGACCGUCCAUCCUUUCAGAAGGAGUGGACCUCUCAGAAACGAGAGUUUCCCGAGCCGAUGACAGCAUGGAGACAAACGAAGCUGCAGCGGCUCUGCUGAACAUGGAGUCUCCAAAUAAUAUUUUGGAUGAGAAGCGAAUGAUUCACACCUACAACCAUCUGCUGGAGUCAGAGAUGACGUACGCUCCACUCAGGGUGGACCAAAUGGACAACGUUGCCCUUGACAUGUCUCUGGACGAAGACACAUCAUCCAUGGAUGAGAUUUCUCAUAAGAUUCCCUUAAAACCUCAGAAAAAAACCAAAGUGCGAAAGCCCCGGGUGGUGCGUCCCUGCUCUCCAAUCACAACCCCUAACUUGCCACUCAGGAAGAAGAGCAAAGAGGGCAAAGGCAACACCAUCUACCUGUGGGAAUUCCUCCUGGCUUUGCUGCAGGAUAAAAACACCUGUCCCAAAUACAUCAAGUGGACGCAGCGUGAAAAAGGCAUCUUUAAGCUGGUGGACUCCAAGGCUGUUUCAAAGCUUUGGGGCAAGCACAAAAACAAGCCCGACAUGAACUAUGAGACCAUGGGGAGGGCUCUCAGGUACUACUAUCAGAGAGGCAUCCUCGCCAAAGUGGAGGGGCAGCGGCUGGUCUACCAGUUCAAAGAGAUGCCCUCCGACCUGGUGGUGAUCGACGACGAGGAGGUGGGGUCUGACGCCAACGCUGGCUACGAGAGCCAGAGGGCCUCCAACGGGCGGGGCGUGGUCCGCGGGGGGUCCAAAGGCCACGGCAGGGCGCAGCACGUGUCUCUGAAGCCGAUGAAGAAAGAGCCCAGAGAUGAAUGUCUGUACCGGGAGGCGGACGGAGGACAGGCGGAGCAGCUGCUCCAUGUUUUACAGGAGAACCAGGCGCACGGCGUUCAGGACGCGGCGCACGCCGUCAGGACCAUCAGCAGCCCCGUGUCGUUACCGAUGGUUCUGACCUCCUCCGGCGCCCUCCAGUCGGUUCCCCUCACCGUUCUGGCUAACGGCGACUCCAGCCACUCCUCGCCUCCUCGGGUCAUCCUCCACACUGUUCCCUCCGCCGCCGCGGGGGGCAAAGACGUGCUCACCAUCCAGACGGCGUCUCUCGCCGGCGGUGCCGGCGGCCUCCAGGACGGCCUCCCGCAGCAGCUCCUGGUCACCAAUCUGGGCUCUUCCACCAUUUCCUCCUCCUCGGUCUCCUCCUGCUCCUCCCCUCCGGGAGUCAUCAGCUCCGCCGGCUCGGGUCUCAACGGCCUGCCCCGCCUCGUCACCAUCAACACCAGCGGCGGGCACGCCAUGGUGGCGCAGCAGCCGGGCACCGUCAUCGCCACGGUGCUGAAGUCCAGCGAUCUGUCGGCGCUGCAGGUCAAGGAGGAGAUGCUGGACUCCAGCUACUUCCAGUCGAUGGUGAACGGCGACCCGUCGCUGGCGGCGCACACAUUCGACAAGGAGGAGAUGGAGGCCGGCGAGGCGGAGCUGCAGUACAGGACUGUGAUCAUCGAUACCAGUCAAAGCCAAGCCCAGGCGCCGGCGAGCGAACCUUUAAUGAACGGACGUUACUCCCAGAGCAGCAGCCCCGGCGAGGGCUUGACCCCGGUGGAGGAGCUGGAGGUGCGCGGGGAAAUGUCUCUGCAGCCGGAGCCGGGGGUCAAAACCCUGCAGGAGCUGCCGCUCUCCGUCCAGCUGCCUGCAAACUUUAUCCAGAUAAAAAGUGAGCCUGCAGAGGCUUAGGGCCGCAGAACUCUUUCAAAACACACAAAGAAAUCGAAAUUAUUUUGACCACAGACUCGAUAUUUUCCUUUUCCAACCACAACGGUCUGAUUCCAACAUCAGAAGUGAGUGAACUUGCAGCAUGUUGCUCUUAAAAGUCAGUCAGUUCAGCCUCAGGAUUUAUUGUUUACUCACAUGUUAUGUGACCAUGUGCCUAAUUUCAAAAAAAUCUAGGGAGCGAUUAGCGUUUUGUUCUUUUUUAAGAAGUUAGCUUUCACAACAAGGAUUAUUCCGUGUAGAUAAAAAAAAAAUCCAAACGUGGGAUCAAUGUCUACGAUGAAAAAUGUGCCAGUCAAGUUUUUGUUUUUAUUUUCUAACGUUUGCAUCUCAUCGGACUAACGCUGUCAGAGGACAACAAACCAAAAACCAGGACUGAAUGCCAAACGGUGCAACAAGAAGGGACGCCUGAAGCAGUUUAAGUAGAGAGUGCCUUAUGAGAUGUUUGCAGAAAGAAUUACUGUUUAUUUUAAAGACAAGGAAGUUGAUAUUCAUUUAUUUUGAAACAGACAGAGUAGGUGUGCAUCUACUCUCUGUCAGCCCUGAAUUAAAACACUGUUAACAUGAAAAAGGGCAUUUUUCUGUGUGGAGCUGCAGACCGGAGGGCACAGCAAGAAAAGCAGAAUAAAAGUGAUUUAUUUCCAUUUCUCCCUCUGAUGCUCCACGGUUUAAGUCCUGUUUAUGUAAAACAAUAUAUAUAUGAAUUUAUAAAUAAAUAUAUAUACUGUAUGUAGACGUAUAAUAUGCAAUUGAGAUUCAAUUUUAAGGCCACAACAAAUUUAUUUAUUUUAUUAAUUCCUAAAUUCUGUAAAGAAAAGGCACAUUCGUUUUAUUUUUACGUGUAAACCUGAGGGAAGAUGAAAACGAAGAUACAGGAAGCCUAACUGGCUUUUUUUUUUCUUUUUGUAUAGCUUUCGAUAUAAUCAGCUUUGUUUAGUUUUUUUUUUAAAUUUCUGGUCUUAAAUGCUCAGCGCGGCAUCAUUAUUCUGCUGCUGUGAAUAUCUGUUAAACAUUUACUGAAUGAGCUUUUUGUUCCCUCUUUUCAGCGGAUAUACCUCUCUCCUUUUUCCAACAGUCGAGGCUGUGCUUUCAGAACUAUUGGAUUUUAUAUUACACAGAGUAUCAAGUGUAUCAGUCAAUACUGAUUUUCUGCUUAGAAUCUAAAGUUUCUACAUUUGUUAGGAACAAUAAAACCCGACUUAUUUCUCCCCUUUUUUUGUGUCUCUGGUCAGAGGAAGUUUGUGCCUUCUUAUUGUUUUUCUGUCCUGUUUGGUUAAGAACUCCCUUGUUUCUGUUGGGGAUGAAGCCAUAUUGAUCCCGAGUCGCGUCGCGGCCCAAUGGGCUGUUUUUUCCGGGUCGGGCCGAGCCGCCGAGCGAGGGAAACUCGGACUACCUGACCUCCAUAGUCUGCUUUACAAACUCACCAGAGCCAAAGAGGUCCACAUCCUGCAGGCACUCUGAAUGUAAAACAUGCUGGCACAAAAAUGUUUUGACAAUCAACAAAUACACUGGGUUAUAUUUGCAUUAAAAUCUGACUUUCUGUUAGGAUUAUCUUCAUAUGUAUUCUUAUAUCCUGUCUUUUUAUUUUUUCCUAAAGCACUGUGGUCUGUGAAUUGUUGAGGUAUGUCCACUGCAUUUUGUUUUGUUGCUUCUGUUGUCUUGGGUUGUCAAUGGCCUCCUUUUAUGCUGAACUUAGACUAGAUUUCUAAGAAAAAGUCAAUAUGCUAAUUAAAAAGAAAAUCUCCUCUCUACAUUA
Molecule: messenger RNA, 4610 nt
Organism: Poecilia latipinna (sailfin molly)
Lineage: Eukaryota; Metazoa; Chordata; Actinopteri; Cyprinodontiformes; Poeciliidae
Gene: elf1
Product: E74-like ETS transcription factor 1
Exons: 9
Coding region: 878-2818 (646 amino acids)
Biological process (GO): regulation of transcription by RNA polymerase II; cell differentiation
Cellular component (GO): nucleus
Molecular function (GO): sequence-specific DNA binding; DNA-binding transcription factor activity, RNA polymerase II-specific
Source: RefSeq, a predicted model, not a curated record